Messenger RNA from Ostertagia ostertagi, 192 nucleotides. Lineage: Eukaryota; Metazoa; Nematoda; Chromadorea; Rhabditida; Trichostrongylidae. The record is from the annotation of a GenBank genome assembly.
AUGGUUUGGCAUGAGUAUAAAGCAGGUACAUCGGAGCAACGAUCAGAAUUGAUGGAGUUAUGGGAUAUCGGUGGAUCGGGAGCUCACCGUGCCGCUUCUGUGGUUUUCCUUGACGGUGCUGCUGGUGCGAUACUAGUGCACGAUUUAAGUAAUAAAAAAAGCGAAGAGGUAAAUAAUUUGCAGAUGUUGCGU